UGCCUGCCGAAAUCUGCAGGCUCUGUCCUAAGAACAGGCUUUCCCCAAACACUCUCGCUGGUUCUGACAUGAGUUCUGACUGCUUGCUGAGUUCUCCUGCUGGCGGCCAGGAGCCGAUACCCAGAGAGCCCUGAGGAGUAGCUACUCAGCCGCCGACACCCAGGGCCACCAUGAACUGGGGGGUCUUCGAGGGGCUCCUGAGCGGAGCCAACAAGUACUCCACAGCCUUCGGGCGCGUCUGGCUGUCCCUGGUGUUCAUCUUCCGUGUGCUGGUGUACGUGGUGGCCGCGGAGCGCGUGUGGGGGGACGACCACAAGGACUUCGACUGCGACACCCGCCAGCCGGGCUGCUCCAACGUGUGCUUCGACGCAUUCUUCCCCGUGUCCCACGUGCGCCUCUGGGCCCUGCAGCUCAUCCUGGUCACGUGCCCCUCGCUGCUCGUGGUCAUGCACGUGGCCUACCGUGAGGCCCAGGAGAAGAAGCACCGAGAGGCAGCGGGGAAGGACGGCAGGCGCCUCUACCCGGACCCCGGCAAGAAGCGGGGCGGGCUCUGGUGGACGUAUGUCUGCAGCCUGGUGUUCAAGGCUGGUGUGGAUGCCACCUUCCUCUACGUGUUCCACUCGAUCUACCCCAGAUACACCCUCCCUCGCGUGGUCAAGUGCCACGUGGCUCCGUGUCCCAACGCGGUGGACUGCUACAUCUCCAAGCCCGCGGAGAAGAACAUCUUCACUCUCUUCAUGGUGAUCACGGCCGUCAUUUGCAUCCUGCUUAACCUGGUGGAGCUGGCUUACCUGGUGAGCAAGAGGUGCCGGGAGUGCCUGGCGGCCAGGAAAGCCCAGGCCACGAGCCAGGGCCACCACCUGGACUGGGCCACCUCUUCCUCCAAACAGGACGACCUCCUCUCGGGUGACCUCAUCUUUCUGGGCUCAGACGCUCCCCCUCCUCUCUUAUCAGACCACCCUCGAGACCACGUGAAGAAAACCGUCCUGUGAGGGGCUGCCUGGUCAGGCCUGGGCUGGAAGGACCCGGCAGCCAAGGUGCAGCCUUGGGGGUGGGGGGCGCUGAGCUGCGGGUGGGGGCAGGCAAGAGGGAGGGUCAGAUGACCUGGGUUCAAAUCCCUCUUCCCCAGCUCCUGCCACCUGCCCAGCUGUGCGGCCUCGGGCAAGUGACCCCUCAGGGCUGAGCCUCGGUUUCCUUCUGUGUACAGUGGAGAUGAUGAGGCCCAACCCCCAGGGCUGUCGCUGUGCGGAGGGGUUUAAUAAGAGAACGGAUGUGCCCGUGCCUUCCAUGCGUGGGGCCCGCGAUAAGGGCUCAAUAAAAUUCAGCUCACUCACUGACUCCAGGUGACGUCACAACAUUUGCACUUGGACCCAGGUUCCACUGGGACUCUGGGAGAGUGAGUCAGCUCCUCUCCAAAAUGGGUUAAUGAUACCCAGCGGUGGGGGUGUUGGGAGGCUGGAUGAGCUCACGACUGGGGAUGGGGUUAACCGGCUGUGAAAGGCCACACACAUGUUAAUUGCUGGUAUUAGGAAGUGCUCUACAAAUGCGUGUGUGAAAUGAGGCACAGGAGCCCCUCCCCGGCUGCACAGUAACCUUCACUGUUCCAGGCCCCAGACGCCUCUGCAGACCCCGCUGGGUCACACUCUGAUGUCCCCAGAGACUGAAGCCAGUACAGCAGCAGUCCCCAACUUUUUUGGCACCAGGGACCAGUUUCACGGAAGACAGUUUUUCCACGGACAGGGGUUGGGGCAGGGUUCAGGCAGUAAUGUGAACGACGGAGAGCAGCAGAUGAAGCUUCACUCACUUGCUGGCCGCUCACCUCCUGCUGUUGCUGACAGGCCAUGGACCCGUACUGGUCCGCAGCCCAGGGGUUGGGGACCCCUGCCAUAGAGGACAGAUGGGGAGGCUGUGCCUGGCCUCAUGCCAGCUGGAGCAUUUCCUGCUGUGACCUGUAUUCCUUGUCUCCACCAGGGCAGCAGUGCCCUUAUCCAGGGGAACCAUCGGUGGGCCCUCCCACCCCCGACACAACUCACCGGGAGCCCAAGCUUUAGUCCCCAGAAACGUCCUGCCAGGGUAGGAUGCAAUCCUGGGCUGAGUCAAGGUUGCCCCUUUCCAUAGAU
Hippopotamus amphibius kiboko is the source of this 2120-nucleotide messenger RNA. RefSeq names its product gap junction beta-5 protein-like. The transcript is spliced from 2 exons. Bases 171 to 992 code for a protein of 273 amino acids. Lineage: Eukaryota; Metazoa; Chordata; Mammalia; Artiodactyla; Hippopotamidae. Gene Ontology annotation, cellular component: connexin complex. Gene Ontology annotation, biological process: cell communication. The record is from RefSeq and is a predicted model, not a curated record.